CGUCGCACGCACACGCACACGCCACACACGCCACCUAACAUGGAAGACCAGGUCCCCGCCAACCGCCUCUACGUCGGCAACCUCCCGUGGUCCACGGACGUGGACGAGCUCCGCGCGAUCUUCUCCUCGUGCGGCGCCAUCACGCACGUGGACAUUCCCAAGGGCCGCCAGGGGCGCUCGCGCGGGUACGGCAUCGUGGAGUACUCCUCCGCCGCGGAGGCGCAGGCCGCGAUCGCGCAGCUCGAGGGCCACACCCUCGGCGACCGCAACCUGACCGUGCGCGAGGACAACGCGCCGACGAAGACCGCCAACUCCGGCGGUGGAUCCAAGUCUGGCGGCGGCCGCGGCUCCGGGAACGUCAUGGGCGAGACCCCCGCCGCGGAGGGCUGCCGCUGCUACAUCGGCAACCUCGCGUGGGAGACGACCGCGGAGUCCCUCGUCGGUGCGUUUGAAGACUAUCCGCACUUCUCCUCCGUCGGCUCCGUCGUCAACGCUGAAGUCGCGAAGCAGCCCGGCGGCCGCAGCAAGGGCUGGGGCCUCGUCGACUUCGAGUCCCCCGCCGCGGCGGAGUCCGCCAUCGCGACGCUCCACAACUCCGACCUCCAAGGCCGCUCCAUCAUCGUCCGCCUCGAGCGCGCGGGCGGCGCUACCAAGGGGCCCGGCGGCGGCGCCAACGCGGGCCGCCCCGAAGCCUCCUCCGGGCUUCAGAUCGUCGUCCGCAACCUCCCGUGGACGACCACGAGCGAGGACCUCCGACAGGUGUUUCAGCAGGUCGGCAACGUCGUCAAGGCGGAUGCGGUGUGCCACGCGGACACCGGCCGCAGCAAGGGGUGGGGCACCGUGCUCUUCGAGACCCGCGAGCAAGCGCAGGCGGCGAUCCAAGGGUUCAACGGCGUCGAGCUCGAGUCGCGCCCGAUGCAGAUCAAGCUCGAUCGUUACGAUUAAAACCCCCGUAACGAAGAUCGAGACGAGAGAGGAGGAGGAGGACGAAUGAUGAUGAUGAUGAUGAUGAUGAUGAUGAAUUUCAGACGAGAAAUGAAUUUUGGAUCGAGAGAGUGAAGGUGGAUGGAAGGAAGGUUUUGAGAGGAGCUGUGAAGAGCGGAGGAGAAAACGAGGAGAGUCGCGGUGCGACGUAACCGAGUCGUCGAAAACGAGCAGAGCAGAGUGAUGAAAGUACAAAGUAACCGCGGGGCGUCGAGGCCUCGACGCGGUUGACCGGUAUAUCUGUCAACCGCGUCAACGCUCUCGACCACGCGGUUAAUGAUGGUAAAUGGCUGGCUGGCAACGCCCGCGCGUCCGACGCGCGCGGGCUGAAACGGAUGUUGAUUUCGUAUCCUAGCAAUGGGAGAGAGAGACAGUAGUUUUGAGUAUCUUGAAAGUGCCAAUCAAGUUAAC
Micromonas pusilla CCMP1545 is the source of this 1395-nucleotide messenger RNA. RefSeq lists its product as uncharacterized. The coding region runs from base 40 to 945 and encodes 301 amino acids. The record is from RefSeq and is a predicted model, not a curated record. The transcript is spliced from 3 exons. Gene Ontology annotation, molecular function: mRNA binding. Gene Ontology annotation, cellular component: ribonucleoprotein complex; cytoplasm; nucleus. Lineage: Eukaryota; Viridiplantae; Chlorophyta; Mamiellophyceae; Mamiellales; Mamiellaceae.